Penicillium odoratum is the source of this 477-nucleotide messenger RNA. RefSeq lists its product as uncharacterized. The coding region runs from base 1 to 477 and encodes 158 amino acids. The record is from RefSeq and is a predicted model, not a curated record. NCBI's taxonomy places the organism in Eukaryota, Fungi, Ascomycota, Eurotiomycetes, Eurotiales, Aspergillaceae. The transcript has a single exon.
AUGCCUUCCAACCCAGACAGAUUCUACGAAGAGCGAGAACUACUCUUCAGAAAAUUGAACAUGCUGGUAGUCUACACAAACGACAUCACCAAAAAAGACCUAGAAUGGAGCAUGUUUGUCAACCUCAAGGAAGUCAAGAACCGCCUCGAGGCCCUCAUCGAGCAGGAAGCUGACACGAUGGACGAAACUAACAAAUUGAUAGCUGAACGUUGCACAGAUUAUAUCGUCAUGAUGGGCACACAACUAAUCAGGGAGCCAGUGGAUCGCGACUAUGUUUUUCCGGAGCUGAUCCAUAUGAUCAAGAUGCAAGUUGGGCGGUUGAGACUUAAGGGAUGGGAUGAUCCGCUUGCGGAUCGUCGGGAUCAACAAGCAGAGGAGUUGGAUGUUAGGUAUAAGGUGAGGACUCCGGCGGCGAUUUUCACAGCGGGGUGGAUGUAUUUGAAUUUGUAUUAUCAUAGUACCACUGCGAGGUGGUGA